Messenger RNA from Alosa sapidissima (American shad), 2162 nucleotides. RefSeq names its product P2Y purinoceptor 13-like. Bases 144 to 1529 code for a protein of 461 amino acids. Lineage: Eukaryota; Metazoa; Chordata; Actinopteri; Clupeiformes; Clupeidae. The transcript has 5 exons. Gene Ontology annotation, molecular function: G protein-coupled purinergic nucleotide receptor activity. The record is from RefSeq and is a predicted model, not a curated record. Gene Ontology annotation, cellular component: membrane. Gene Ontology annotation, biological process: G protein-coupled receptor signaling pathway.
CACACACACACACAGUAGCCCACAGUGCAGAACAUACUGAGUAUCACACACACACAGGCCCUCACACACUCGGAGACAGCUGCUGUGGACAGUAGGGCUGGCUGAUAUUCCCCUGGACUUCUCCGGUUGUGUGUGUGGGGGGGAUGAACUCGAGCCUGUUGAACAUGUCCAGCCUGAUGAACGUGUCCAGUCUGUCGAACACAUGGAGCGUGGGGAACGUGUCGAGCGUGGGGAACGUGUCGAGCGUGGGGAACGUGUCCGGUGUGGCGUCGCGGUGCGCGCGUGACGUGAGCGUGACGGCGGUCCUGUUCCCCUGCCUGUACGGGCUGCUGCUGGCCGCGGGGCUGCUGCUCAACACCGUGGCGCUCUGGAUCUUCCUGGACAUCCGCUCCUCCUCCACCUUCCUGGUCUACCUGAAGAACCUGCUGGCGGCCGACCUGCUGAUGGCGCUCACGCUGCCGUUCAAGCUGCUGUCGGACGCGGGCGUGGGCGGGUGGACACUGCGGGCAUUCCACUGCCGCUACAGUGCCGUGCUCUUCUACGUCAGCAUGUACAUGUCCAUCCUGCUCCUGGGACUCAUCAGCCUCGACCGAUACCUCAAGGUGGUGCGGCCAUUCGGACGCUGCGCUCUCCAGAAGGUUUCGGUGGGCCGCGGUGUCUGCGCGGUCGUCUGGGCAACCAUGCUGGCACUGGCCCUGCCCAACAUGGUGCUUAGCAACCAGCUGCCCAAGCAGGAGCCGCAGGGAAGACUCCGAUGCAGCGACAUGAAGAGCCAUGCAGGACUGCAGUGGCAUGAAGGCGUCAACUACUUCUGCCAGGUGCUGUUUUGGGGAACACUGCUUCUCAUGGUGGUGUGUUACACGUUCAUCAGUAAGAAAGUGUACCAGUCAUAUCGCACCUCACAGAGCAACUCACACUCCGCCAGCCAGAGAACUAAAGCAAAGGUGUUUGUGGUGGUGGGCGUGUUCUUCGUGUGCUUCGCUCCAUUCCAUUUCGCCCGUGUUCCGUACACUCUGACGCAGACGCGUGGGCUGGCCGGCCCAUGCUGGGCCCAGCAGCUGCUGUACGUGGCCAAGGAGAGCACCCUGUGGCUCUGCACCACCAACGUGUGUCUGGACCCACUCAUCUACGUGCUCCUGUGCCACGUGUUCCGCCGACGCAUCACCGCCACGCUCAGCCGCAAGCCCCUCCCCCCGGCCUCACCCAGCGACACCUCCACCCACCACGAGAUGCCCAGUGCCCACAAGAUGCCCAGUGCCCACGAGAUACCCAGUGCCCACAAGAUACCCAGUGCCCACGAGAUGCCCAGUGCCCACGAGAUGCCCAGUGCCCACGAGAUGCCCAGUGCCCACAAGAUGCCCAGUGCCCACAAGAUACCCAGUGCCCACAAGAUACCCAGUGCCUACGAGAUGCCCAGUGCCCACAAGAUACCCAGUGCCCACAAGAUACCCAGUGCCUACGAGAUGCCCAGUGCUCAGGAGCCACUAGCAACAGGAGCAGCAUCAACAACAUCAGCCCCAGAAGCAUGAAGUCUAACAUGCUGAACACACACAGCAUCGCAUAGUGAACUGCGGUCAAGCUCCACACACACACACACACUCAUACACACUCACACACACAGACACACCCACACACACAGACACACACUUAUACACACUCACACACACAGACACACACACACACACACACACACACACACAUCACAUCACAUCACAUCACAGUACUGUUGACUGGACUAUGUGAAUGCAUGAAGAUUUGAGUCAAACCUGGCACCAUAUGAUCAGGAAUGAAAACAGUUCAGAACACACACACACACACACACACAGGGAUUAUCUGCAAGUUCCUCAUACCAUAAAAAACCUCUUCUUAACCUCUCUCUAUCCCUCUCUCUCACUCACUCACUCACACACACACACACACUCACUCACUCACACACACACACACACACACACUCACACACACACACACACACACUCACACACACACUCACACACACACACUCACACUCACACACUGCUGAUGGAUGUAUCAUGCAUGCUGUAAAUACAAAUCAACGUAAAGUACAGAAAUGUCAAAUGUUUUUCAAUAAAAUGAGCUCCUUUUCUACACACAGACACAGACAAACACACACACACAUUUCAAUAAAGCUCCUUUUUAUAACA